This is a messenger RNA of Meleagris gallopavo (turkey), 1074 nucleotides long. NCBI's taxonomy places the organism in Eukaryota, Metazoa, Chordata, Aves, Galliformes, Phasianidae. The record is from RefSeq and is a predicted model, not a curated record.
UCGGAGGGGGGCAUCUUGGGGCUUUCCCCCAACCCUGUCCCCGUUGGCCCCCUCCCAGCAAUGGGCAGUGGCUGGGCCGGGCACCGUGCCAUCCCCGUGCCCCUCCACCUGACCCAGCCCCGCGGCCCCAUGGCGAGGACGGAGCCCUGACGGUGGGUGCCCACGGGCCAGGAGGAGACGGCAGUGGGCACGGCAUGGGGAGGCCAUCAGCCGCCUUGAGCGCAUCGUCCCUACCGCCACCCUGAGCACCCCGACCCCAACCCCGAGGGCAGGGAGAGGCGGGGGCCUCCCGCACGGGCCGGCGGCGAAGAUGGUGAUGUCCCAGGGCACCUACACCUUCCUCACCUGCUUCGCCGGCUUCUGGCUCAUCUGGGGGCUCAUCGUGCUGCUGUGCUGCUUCUGCAGCUACCUGCGGCGGCGCGUCAAGCGGCAGCAGGAGGAGUCGGACCUGUCGAAGCCGCCGUGCUACGAAGAGGCGCUGCUGAUGGCCGAGCCCCCCCCACCCUACAGCGAGGUGCUGAUGGACACGCGUGGGCUCUAUCGCAAGAUCAAUGCGCCCUUCCUGAGCCACGAGCGGCUGGAGAAGCAGGAGCAGCCCCCCAGCUAUAAACCCCUCUUCCUGGACACCGACUACGGCUCUGCGCUGCACCUGCCCCGCUCAGCCAGCCCCGGGCCAGCCUGCCCGGACCUCUACCUGCAGGCAGAGUGCUCCCCGCGCAUGUUCCCCAGCUGGACGGACUCAGAGCUCAGCAGCAGGGACACCUUCGAGCCGGGGCCGUGGCACCUCCCGGUUUCCAUGCCCCUGUUCGGCAGGACUACGGCUGUCUAAGGGAGGGGCCGCAGCCACCCAAGGGUUCCCCUCCGGAAUGGGGGCACUCAGCUGCCCUCUGUGGGUACCCCAUCCCCGGCGCGGGCCAUCGCCGCCAGCGCGGAAGGGGCUGGUUCCCCCUCUCGCCCCCACCUGUCAUCCCCUGCUGGCACCCCCGCAGCCAGGGGGGCUUGGAGCCGGGCUCGGACUCUGCUCUGUUUCUUAUUUUGUUUGUUACGGUUUGAGAAUAAAAGUUUGUGGAUCCA